AUGACAUCCGCUUCCGAAGAAAGAGAUCUUGCGCCAGCUUCAGGAGGGCAGGUGGCAGACCGGUGUCGGCGUCCGCUUUCUGUGGUUGGCUUCCUUGGCAUCUCCGACUAUGGGCUGGGUCAGCUGGAAGUGUUGGCGUCGCGGUACGAGGUGGCUUUCGCCACGGCAAAGAAGCAUGCUGCCGCCCAUGCCACCGGCUUGGACCAGAAGCUGGACACCGGCAAAGCAUGCAUCCCGUACCUGGGUAGCGUGGAUGCGAACUCGUCGAGCAUGGUGGAUCGGGCGAGCCGCACCGACCUGGUUGUCAUCGGCGGCUACGUGGCCCGGCCACUACCGCUCUGUGAACCUGCAGGUGGUUUUCGGGUGCGUGAGACUGAUGAUGAUGUUGGAGGGGACGAUGACUAUGACGGUAUGGCAGUCGCUCAGAACCUGCGUCGUUUCGAGGAGGCCUCAGAACCGUGGGUGCUGCCCAACUCUUUGGGCCCAGCUGCAUGGCUUAUGGCUUAUGGAGUCGCGCAGCUGUUCCCGGGAUGUUCAGCCUGUCCGGAAAUCAACGGAAAGAAAGGGAUUCACUACGUACCUGGUCGCUUGGAUGCGGUUUCAAGCUUGCAAGUCGGUGAGGCCAUCGACCACGGCCCCAUCCUCGACAUGUUUGAGGCUCCCGGGCUUGGUGGAAUGGUGCAGAACAAUCGCCAGGUACAACGAUUUCCCGCCGCAUUGGAGCGCUUCUCUGCAGGCGAAGAACUGGCACCGUGCCAAGGCGUUGACAUCUACCACAAGAAGGGCAUGCCCAAUGAUGGCUGGCUUUCAUUUUACUGGAGUGAUGACUUCUUGAUUCGGUUCUCCUUGGCAAUGGACUUUGCUCCAUACCUGCCCGGGCGGACACGUGUCGAGGAGGGCGGCGAAGCGAUAGCCCUGGCAGUGGAAGCAGCUUGUGCAGCGCUCGAGGAUUCGGCAGCAGAAGGAGCAGCGGUGGGUGAGGUUUUGGACGCAGAUGAGGGCUUGCUACUGGUGAAGACUCGUCUUGGAGUCCUUCGUUGCCGGCAGCUCACCGGGACUCGAGUUACGAAGGGCGGACUGCUCAUCUCCGGGCGCCCGCUCGAGCAGUCGGCAGCAGCAGGUCCUUGCCCCCACGCUAUUCCGAUGCACUUCAGUGGGCAG
Symbiodinium necroappetens is the source of this 1161-nucleotide messenger RNA. The record is from the annotation of a GenBank genome assembly. Lineage: Eukaryota; Dinophyceae; Suessiales; Symbiodiniaceae.